AUGAACCUAGAAGAGUAUUUCGCAAGAACUGGCUACAAAGGCUCUCUCGAAAAACGCGAUCUGGCCACCCUCACGGCCAUCUUCCAGCACCACAUACGAGCCGUCCCGUUCGAAAACCUCAGCAUCCAUUGCGGGGAAACCAUUACUUUGGAUCUGGCUCAAGUCUAUACCAAAAUCGUCAAGAAAAGGCGCGGAGGCUGGUGUAUGGAGAACAACCAGCUCUUGUCGUGGGUUUUGAAGACCUUGGGGUACAACACGACCAUUUUGGGAGCCUACGUUUACAACCCGCAGCUGAACGUCUAUGCCACUCACAUGACCCAUCUUAUCGUGAAGGUGGUCGUGGAGGGCGCAGCCUACAUUGUAGAUGCUGGCUUUGGUGUCUCCUACCAAAUGUGGCAACCGAUGGAGUUGGUGUCUGGCAAAGACCAGCCGCAGACCCCCGGGAUAUUUCGCUUCACCGAAGACAAUGGCAUUUGGUACUAUGAGAAAAUCAGAAGGAAGCAAUAUAUUCCCAACCAAAGCUUCUCCAAUUCGGAUCUGUUGGAGAAGAGAGAGCGCAGAAACAUCUAUUUGUUCAGCCUCGAGCCCCGGAAAGUGGAAGAUUUUCAGUUCCAAUGCUCCUACCUCCAGACCUCCCCGGAAUCCUUGUUUACAAAGAAAUCCAUUUGCACCCUCCAAACGGCUGACGGAUUCCGAGCUCUGAUCGGGUGGACACUGUCCGAGACCACCUACAACUACAAGGAGGACAUGGAUCUGGUGGAAUUUGCCACCCUGACAGACGAAGAGGUGGAAAAAACGCUGCAGGAGAAAUUCAACAUCAGUCUGGAGAACAAACUCGUUCCUGUCAACAUCAAAGGCAUUUAUACAAUCUAA
Gekko japonicus is the source of this 873-nucleotide messenger RNA. RefSeq names its product N-acetyltransferase 1 (arylamine N-acetyltransferase) (gene NAT1). NCBI's taxonomy places the organism in Eukaryota, Metazoa, Chordata, Lepidosauria, Squamata, Gekkonidae. The record is from RefSeq and is a predicted model, not a curated record. Gene Ontology annotation, molecular function: acetyltransferase activity. The transcript has a single exon. Bases 1 to 873 code for a protein of 290 amino acids.